Messenger RNA from Chrysochloris asiatica (Cape golden mole), 2328 nucleotides. RefSeq names its product pleckstrin homology domain containing, family A (phosphoinositide binding specific) member 4 (gene PLEKHA4). Lineage: Eukaryota; Metazoa; Chordata; Mammalia; Afrosoricida; Chrysochloridae. The transcript has 19 exons. The record is from RefSeq and is a predicted model, not a curated record. The coding region runs from base 1 to 2328 and encodes 775 amino acids.
AUGGAGGAGGGCAGACCCCGGAGCAGCCUCAGCUUGGCUAGCAGCGUCUCCACCAUCUCCUCACUCAGCAACUUGAGCGCUAAGAAGUCCACCAGGGCCGUAAGCAAGGUCCAUGCCUUCGGGAAGAGGGGUAAUGCUCUCCGAAGGGACCCCAACCUCACCGUGCACAUCCGAGGCUGGCUUCAUAAGCAGGACAGCGCUGGUCUCCGACUCUGGAAACGCCGCUGGUUCGUCCUCUCUGGCCAUUGCCUCUUCUAUUACAAGGACAGCCGUGAGGAGAGCGUCCUGGGGAGCGUCUUGCUCCCCAGCUACAGUAUCAGGCCAGAUGGGCCUGGAAUCCCCCGAGGGCGACGCUUCACCUUCACCGCAGAGCACCCGGGCAUGAGGACCUAUGUUCUGGCUGCUGACACCCUAGAGGAUUUGCGAGGUUGGCUCCGGGCGCUGGGCCGCGCCUCCCGCGCAGAGGGUGAUGAUUGUGGGCAGCCCAGGUCACCCGCACGUCCCCAGCCUGGUGGCCCCGGUGGUUCCCCGGAGGUGAGCAGAGGGGAAGAAGGGCGCAGUCCAGAAUCACUAGAGGUGGCUAGAGGACGUGGUGGACCCAGGCUGCUCACUCCCAGCCCCACAGCAGACCUCCAGUCUGGACCCCGGAUUAGGAGGGCAAGGAGCCCAGACCUGUUCACAUCCCUCUCACGGCCUCCUUCUCCUCUGAGCCUGCCUCGGCCCCGUUCUGCUCCUGCACGCCGACCCACUCCUUCCUCAGGAGACACAGCAUCCCCUGCUCGUCCCCACACCCCACUGAAUCGCAUUGAUGUCCGACCUUCCCUGGAAUGGGGCUCUCAGCGCCGGACUCUCUCCCGGCCUUCCACGCCUCACCGAGGGCCCUCUUUAGAGGCUGGGGCAGGAAAGCCCCCCAGAAGUCCCCAGCACUGGAAUCAGGAGCCCAGAACACAGGCCCCUUCUGGCUCUGCCACAUAUCUUCAACUCCCCCCAAGACCCCCAGGAACCCGAGCCUCCAUGGUUUUAUUGCCCGCCCCACCCCUGGACUCAACCUUCCACCAAAGCUUGGAGACAGACACUCUGCUGACCAAGUUAUGUGGGCAGGACCGACUCCUGAAGAGGUUGCAGGAGGAGAUAGACCAGAGGCAGGAAGAAAAGGAGCAGCUAGAAGCUGCUCUGGAGCUGACCCGGCAGCAGUUGAGCAAAACAACUCGGGAGACUGGAGCUCCCGGAAGGGCCUGGGGACGCCAGCGCCUCCUGCAGGACCGUCUGGUCAGCGUGAGGGCCACUCUUUGUCACCUGGCUCAGGAGCGGGAGCAAGUUUGGGACUCAUACAGUGGCCUGGAGCAAGAGCUGGGCACCUUGCGAGAGACCCUUGAGUACCUGCUGCACCUUGGCACCCCCCAGGACAGAGCAUCUGCUCAACAGCAGCUAUGGAUGGUAGAAGAUACACUGGCAGGUCUGGGGGGCACCCAGAAACCACCCCCCAAUACUGAAUCUGGCUCCCCAUCAUCUGUGCUGCAAGGUGAAGAGUGUUCCGAGAGAGAGAGUUUGUCAGAGUCCCUGGAGCUAAGCUCUUCCAGGUCCCCUGAGUGUGACUGGGGACGGCCACCUGGGGUUGACAGAGAACUCACCAGCCCCUCCUCAGGUCUCGGGUCCCCAAGAGUCUCCCGGGCUUCUAGCCCUGAAGGUCACAGCAUCUCUUCCCUGCAGCUGGGCACCAAGGCCCCCCUGCCCCGACCCCGGAUGAGUGCCCAGGAACAGUUGGAACGCAUGCGCAGACACCAGGAGGCUGGACGGUCCCUUCCUCACUCCACCUCCCCUAGGCUCCUCACUCUGGGGAGAACGCUGUCGCCGCCCAGACACCAGCCUGACCCAGAGCCAAGGCCUGCUGUAGAUGCCUUAGGACUCUCGGGAGCCCCAAAAUGCCUCCGAAGUUCAGGGACCUGGAGUAGUUCAAGGAACACCACUCCUUACUUGCCAAUGUCUGAAGGCCACCGGGAGCGGGUCCUCAGUCUUUCCCAAGCCCUGGCCACUGAGGCGUCACAGUGGCACAGAAUGAUGACAGGUGGAAAUUUGGAUGCCCGGGGAGACACGCUCCCUCCUGCACCUCCGCCUCCGUCGAACCCCACACCCCGGAUGACCUCGCCCCCAAGGUCUCCUCCAGUAGCUAACUCCCGCUCCGCUGCUUCCCCUAGCCUGGGCAGUGGGCGAGUUAGAGGCUCCGCCCCCUGGGAGUCCACGUGGGAAUCUGGUCCCAAUUCUCCCACCCUGACCCCUACAGAGGGGCAGUGGCCUUUGAGAGUCACCCUACUGCAGUCCAGUUUCUGA